AUGGCAUCCAUACUCUCGCCGCGCUCCGUGCUCGCAAAGGACCGGCAUCAGCACCAACACACCGCCUCGUCGUCCUCGACCGCCGAUCCUUCGUCGUCAUCCACCUCAGGCGAGGGAUCCAUCGGUGCCCACAAUACCAGCGGCGAUGCAGGGAUACAGCAGGAAGGCGUCGCCCUGGGUGUGGACACCGCAGCCACCUCGUCGUCCCCCUCGCAGUCGAUGCUCUCGUCGCUCAUGGCCGACAAUCCCAUCUUCUCGGGCGGCCUGGGCCUCAUGGUCUUUGGCGGCACGCUCGCGAUCCUCCGUCGCGGCGUCAAGGUGGCCGCCUCGACUGCACAGCGCAGGCUGCUCAUCUCGCUCGAGAUCCCAUCAAAGGACCGCGCCCACCCCUGGUUCCUCCACUGGAUGGGCGCGCAGGCGCAGGCCCAGAACAUGCGUCAACGCGGCCUCCUCCCCGGCCAUCGAAAGGAAGGCUGGAGAGAGUUCCUCGGCGUCCUCAAGGAGAGCAACGCUACCUCCUCCAGGAACGCCAAGGGCAAGGCGCCGGACCGCUCCGGAAAGGGGCCGCGCGACCCUCUGCAGCUCUCAACCGGCGGCUCGAGCGUCUCGCCGGUCCGCAUCUACAGCCACGACCUCUCGGUCGAGACGAGCUACAAGCCGCACUCGUCGGCCAACGCCCAGAAUGCGGGGCACGCCGAGCGCGGACAGGCCAGCUUCUCGCUGGUGCCAGGGCCCGGCACGCACUGGCUGCGCUACCGCGGCACCUGGAUGCGGCUGCAGCGCGAGCGCGACGGCAAGAUGGUCGACCUGUCGACGGGCGCGCCCUGGGAGACGGUGACGCUCACCACCCUCUUCACCCAGUCCCACCUGUUUGCCCAGCUGCUCGACGAGGCGCGCCAGCUCGCGCUCGCCUCGACCGAGGGCAAGACGGUCAUCUAUACCAGCUGGGGCCCCGAGUGGCGCCCUUUUGGCCAGCCCCGCCGCACCCGCGAGCUGGGCAGCGUGGUGCUGGGCAGGGGCAAGAAGGAGGCCAUCGUCGGCGACGUGCGGCGCUUCCUCGAGCGCGGCAAGUGGUACGCCGAGCGCGGCAUCCCCUACCGCCGCGGCUACCUGCUGCACGGCGCGCCCGGCUCGGGCAAGUCGUCGUUCAUCACGGCGCUGGCGGGCCACCUCGACUUCAACAUCUGCCUGCUCAACCUGUCUGAGCGCGGCCUGACCGACGACAAGCUCAAUCACCUCCUCUCCAACGCGCCGGAGCGGUCCAUCCUGCUGCUCGAGGACGUCGACGCCGCGUUCCUCGGGCGCCAGCAGACGGCCGAGGACGGCUACCAGGCCUCGGUGACGUUUUCUGGCCUGCUCAACGCGCUCGAUGGCGUGGCGAGCGGCGAGUCGCGCAUCAUCUUUAUGACGACCAACCACGUCGAGAAGCUCGACCCGGCCCUCAUCCGACCGGGCCGCGUCGACAUGAUUGCCGAGCUCGGCGAUGCGGAGCGCGGCCAGGUUGAGGAGCUGAUGCGGCGCUUCUACCGCAACACGAUGCGCGAUCAGAUCCUCCGCGACAGGCGCGUCGGCGAAGCAGGGGGCGGCGGCAGCGGUAGCGGCAGCGAUGCUGCGACUGGCGCCGUGCCCAGCGCCGGGAGCGACAGCGAGGCGGCAUCGGAUGGCGGCAUCGUCAUGGUCGGGCACAGGCAGGGCGCCAGCGAUGCGGUCGAGACCGACGGCGGCAGCGAGGGGGCGACGACGGCGGUACCGGCGAGCCUGGUCGAAGAGGCGACGCGGCAGGCCGACGAGGAGAUUGACGCGCUCGCCGACGAGUUUGGCCGGCUGGUCGAGAUCGAAGCCGCGGACCGCAGGAGGGCGCUCGGCCUCGACCCGAGCGGCAGGGCGCGCGUCUCAUCGUCGCCGCCCAGCUCCGCAUCGUCCGACGCAGUCAAAGACACGGCGGAUACGGCGUCGCGAGCGGCUGCGGCUGCGGCUGCGGCUGCGGCGCGCACGGUGCGCCCUCUGCCCGCGGCGUCGGGCGGCGUCAGCAUGGCGGAGCUGCAGGGCCUCUUUAUCCGCUUCCCCGACGACCCAAGGGGCGCCGUCGAGGCGUUCAAGCUCGAGAACCAGGCGCGCAGGCAGCAGCAGGAGGAACUGGCGGCGGCGGCGUAG
Messenger RNA from Pseudozyma flocculosa PF-1, 2154 nucleotides. RefSeq lists its product as uncharacterized. The record is from RefSeq and is a predicted model, not a curated record. The transcript has a single exon. Gene Ontology annotation, cellular component: mitochondrial inner membrane. Gene Ontology annotation, molecular function: ATP hydrolysis activity; ATP binding. Bases 1 to 2154 code for a protein of 717 amino acids. NCBI's taxonomy places the organism in Eukaryota, Fungi, Basidiomycota, Ustilaginomycetes, Ustilaginales, Ustilaginaceae. Gene Ontology annotation, biological process: mitochondrial respiratory chain complex III assembly; protein insertion into mitochondrial inner membrane from matrix.